Mugil cephalus (flathead mullet) is the source of this 885-nucleotide messenger RNA. RefSeq names its product reticulon-3-B-like. Gene Ontology annotation, biological process: brain development; neuron differentiation; endoplasmic reticulum tubular network formation. Gene Ontology annotation, cellular component: postsynaptic density; neuron projection. Bases 147 to 803 code for a protein of 218 amino acids. The record is from RefSeq and is a predicted model, not a curated record. NCBI's taxonomy places the organism in Eukaryota, Metazoa, Chordata, Actinopteri, Mugiliformes, Mugilidae. The transcript is spliced from 8 exons.
GUGUUUUGAAUGUUAAUCCUGAACGGAGAACACACACACACACACACACACACACACACACACCCCGGGCCCCCUGAGAUGACGCCAUCGCCGCCUCCACCUCCAGCUCACUCUCAGACCGACACCUGCAGGAGAAGGAGCAGAAAAUGGCCGACUCCACCAGCAGCAGCUUUGACUCUUCGUCGUCCUCCAACAACUCCUCGUCCUCCCUCAGAGACCUCACACACACAACCUUACAGCUCGUCCACUGGAAAGAACCCAAGAAGUCGGCGGCAGCGUUCGGCCUGUCGCUGCUGGUCCUCGUCUCCGUGGCGACGCUGUCAGUCAUCAGCGUGGUGUCCUACCUGCUGCUGGCCUUCCUCUCCGUCACCAUCACCUUCAGGAUUUACAAGUCAGUGAUCCAGGCCGUGCAGAAGUCCGAUGAAGGUCAUCCGUUCAGGUCUCUGCUGGAGAAGGACAUCUCUGUGUCCUCGGAGUCUGUGCGGCAGAUCGCUGAUCAGAGUCUGAUCCACCUGAACUGGUUCAGCUGUCAGGCCAGGAGGCUGCUGCUGGUUGAAGACCUGGUCGACUCUCUGAAGCUGGCUGCAGUCAUGUGGGUGUUGACCUACGUGGGUGCCGUCUUUAACGGAGUCUCCAUCUUGAUUCUCGCUGACGUCAUUUUCUUCACCACGCCGCUCAUCUACCAGAAGAAGAAGACUCAGAUUGAUCAACACGUCGAGUUGCUUCGAACCAAACUCGAGGAUUUUCUACAGAAGCUGCAGGACAGGUUACCUGGAGCUGUGAAGAGGACCAAAGUGGAGUGACCCCGCCCCCUUCUUCUGAUUGGUCCGUUUGUCACUGACUCAGCUGCUGAUUGGUCAAUAAAGUCCGGCUGAUGAAAAGCAA